UUAAUUUUCCUUUCAAGCUACAUCUGGUAACGCCAGAGCUGAUUCUGACCUCAACGGUCUUUCAUGUGGAAUGAGUCAACUGGCUGAAAGACAAUGGAUGAGACUUGUGUAAAUGUAAAGCGUCUAGAAGAAAAUGAAGAACAGAGCAUCGAUGAAGAUAAGACAGACCAAGAAAAGGCAGAGGAAAAGCUAAUCAGCUCUAAUAGGCGUUCAUGGAAACCAUGGCAAGAAUCACGGUCACGAAUCAGAGAGUGUGUGCUGUAUGUGAAGAAGGUUCUGGUGUCUUUUGCUAGCAUGGAGUGGUACUGUUAUGCCCUGUUAGGGAUCAUCACCGCUCUAAUGAGCUUCUUCAUGGAUAUGACUGUAGCCAAGCUGCUGAAUGCUCACCAAUGGCUGUACAGAUGUCUGAAGGGUCACCACCUGCUGCAGUUCCUCUGCUGGACGCUUUACCCAGCCUGUCUUUGUGCUCUGUCCACCAGCUUCGCCCACAGCAUCUGUCCAUUCUCUGCAGGCUCUGGUGUUCCUGAGGCGAGGGCUAUUCUCUUAGGGGUGGACAUGCCAGAUUACCUGUCCCUCUCCAAUCUCUUCGCUAAACUGUUUGGCCUGAUAUGCACACUAGCUUCGGGCAGCACAGUGUUUCUCGGCAAAGUGGGUCCAUUUGUCCAUUUAUCUAUCAUGGUGGGUGCGUUCAUGAGUCGCCUGCAUGUUUCCUGCCGUGGUGGAAAACAGAGAGCGGCUAAAGGAGAAAUGCUGGUUGUGGCGUCAGCGGUGGGUGUCGCGAGCUGUUUUGGGGCUCCAAUCAGCGGUGUUCUGUUCAGUAUAGAAGUGAUGGGGACUCAUUAUUCAGUCAGAAAUUAUUGUCCCUGCUUCUUUGCAGCGGCUUGCGGCGCGAUCACUUUCAGACUGCUUUCUGUCUGUAGUUCAGAUCAAGAAACCAUCCAGGCCCUGUUUAAAACCAGCUUUUCUUCUGAUCUUCCCUACCAGCCGUUUGAAAUAUUUAUUUUCGCUCUGCUCGGGCUGUUCUGCAGCAUUCUCAGCUGUAUUUAUUUAUUCUGUCAUCGCUGGGCUCUGCGUUUUGUCAAAACAAACAAACCCAUCAGCAGACUUCUGGCAACAGAAAAGUCACUUUAUUCAGCCAUAGUGGCAUUUCUCCUCGCCUGCUUCACGUUUUAUCACUCGGCGGGACAUUUCAUAGCUGCUGAGCUCACAAUGAAGCAGCUACUUACCUCACUAUUAGAUGGCACUUCCUGGUACAGUGUUUCCCAGAAUGCAUCUGCCCUGCAAGAACCUCAGAGAACAUUCUGGCAGGCAUGGAACCCACCUGGCAAAAGUUACUUCCAAACACUAGGGCUUUUCAUUACUGCGAAGGUUGGGCUGUUGGUCGUGGCUUGUACUUUGCCUUUACCUGCUGGCUAUUUCAUGCCAGUAUUUGUUUAUGGUGCUGCGGUGGGGCGUUUGGUAGGCGAGGUCUCGGCCUAUCUGCUCUCAGAUGGAAUCUCAUCAGCAGAGAGUUUGAUAAACCCGGGUGGUUAUGCGCUAGCAGGAGCAGCUGCCUUCUCAGGUGCUGUGACACACACUCUCUCUCCUGCACUACUGGCUCUGGAAAUGACCGGCCAGUGCUCUCACGCCGUGCCCGCUCUGAUUGCCACGCUGGUAUCCAACGCUGUGGCUCGGGCAAAGCACCGUCCAUCUUUCUACGAUGGCAUAUCCCUUAUUAAGCAGCUCCCACACUUGCCAUCUCUCAUCCGCGCUUGUCCAAAGUUGGCCAAUGUUCAGAUCAAGCAGUUUGUGAUUCCAGCAGGAGUUGUUCUGGAGAGAACAGAGACACUGGCGAGUCUGAAGCACAUCCUAAAUGAAAGCGCAGACAAUGAAUUUCCUGUGGUGGACUCUCACGACUCCCCUAUUCUUCUGGGUACAAUCAACAAAUCACAGCUGCGGGAGCAUCUGCAUCAGCAUAGAAAUGAGGAUUUAUGUAAACAGCUAGAGGAAGUAUGUAAUGUUCAACCUGUGCGGCUUCAUCUGACGCCAGAAAGCACUGUAAAGCAGGCUCAUUGCAUCAUGAGUGCCACGGGUGAGCAGCGUCUGUUUAUAACGGAGAGUGGGCGGCUGUGUGGCGUCAUCACAUGGAAAGAGAUGAAGAAAAUAAUCGAAGAGAUGGCGAAGGAAGUCUGAUGAAUGGACAAUUAACUCAGACGUCAGAAUCACACACCUAGGACAGGCAUCAGUCUGUGCUUGCCAUUUUGAUUAACAUUUGAUCUACUGGUGAUUUAACUUGGAUCAUUAUGUGAAUAAUUAUACAUAGUGGAAUAAUAAAGUCAUCUUUUGAAAUGAAGCAGCAGAGUACAACAAGGGAUGAAUUGUCUCCAAUGUAAAAUAGUUGUUCUAAUCUUUAUAACAAAAAUAGCAAAACCACCACCAGGAAACUUUGCUGAACAUCGGUUUAUUUUAGGAUUCACUAAUCUACCUUAAAAUGUAGUUUUAAAUGUUUUUUAAAAUGGAGAUUUACGGGGCUACUGGAAUUUUUAUUUAACAGUGAUUUUAUCAUUAGUGUUCCACAAGUGAAAUGAUAAUACAGUAUUUGUGACCUAGGACCACAAAACUAGUGAUAAAGGUCAAUUUUUCGAAAUUGAGAGUUAUACAUCAUUUGAAAGCUGAAUAAAGAGGCUUUACAUUGGUGUAUAGUUUGUUAGCAUAGGACAAUACUGUAUUUGGCUGAGAAAUUUGAGUGUGUAAAAAAAUCGAAAUAUUAAGGAAAUCACUUGAAUUGGUCCUGAAGUUGGGAUUCGAACUCAGGACACUCAGCACAUUGCCCCCAAAGGCUAUUGGCACCGACCUCCUGAUGUACUUUUUCCCAUCAACACUUUUAUAUCUUCAUGGAUUUCAAUCAAAACAAACUUCUUUCUGAUAAAAAUAGAAAUCGGAUAAAUGAGCCUGUAUAAUAAGAUAUACAUGUCUAGAGUUUAAAUGAAAAGAGACAUCUGUUUGUAACCUUGUUUGUUUUAUGAAAGAACAGAAUAAGGCUUCAGU
Messenger RNA from Carassius auratus (goldfish), 3027 nucleotides. RefSeq names its product chloride channel K (gene clcnk). Gene Ontology annotation, molecular function: voltage-gated chloride channel activity. The transcript has 20 exons. Gene Ontology annotation, biological process: chloride transport; transmembrane transport. The coding region runs from base 94 to 2172 and encodes 692 amino acids. Lineage: Eukaryota; Metazoa; Chordata; Actinopteri; Cypriniformes; Cyprinidae. Gene Ontology annotation, cellular component: plasma membrane. The record is from RefSeq and is a predicted model, not a curated record.